AAAGCAAAUACUGCUAGCUCUAAAUUGAUCAGGUGAGUAAUUAGGUCGAUCGGUUUCCCUGUCGAUCAACUGCGGUCAAGUGUUGUGACCGCAUAUGGAAGGGGGCCAAAAGUGAUCGACCAAGAAAAGGUCUUCUUUACUUCUUCUUCUCAAUUCCUCCUAGCUAUCCUCUGAUCUGUAGAAGCUGGAAGGAUAUUAAAUUAAUUAGGAAAGGGGAAAAAGAGAUCAUCAGUCGGUCCUUUUUCGUCGUCGUCGUCGUUUACACUAGGGAGUACGUACAACAACAGCUCAUCAGCUCCCACUUUGCAUAUACAAAUAUAAGCACAGAAGAAGCCAAUUAUCUCGAUCGAUCAGCUGCCCCACCCACGGCCCCAACCAACCCCAAUUAAUCAUGGAAAUGGAGAACGGAAUUGAUGCAGUCACUGCCGAGAAAGUCCGACCCAGCCCUCUCUGGAAGCUCAUCGUGGUGGCAUCCAUCGCCGCCGGGGUCCAGUUCGGCUGGGCCCUCCAGCUCUCCCUUCUCACCCCCUACGUCCAGCAGCUUGGGGUGCCCCACAUGUGGGCCUCCUUCAUCUGGCUCUGUGGCCCCAUCUCUGGCCUCGUCGUCCAGCCCAUUGCCGGCUACCUCAGUGACCACUGCACCUCGAGCUUUGGCCGCCGCAGGCCCUUCAUCCUUGCCGGGGCCAUCUGCGUGGGCGUCGCAGUCUUCCUCAUCGGCUUCGCGGCAGACCUCGGCCACCGGUUUGGCGACAGGCUCGACCGCCCCAUGAAGCCCUUCGCCGUCGGAAUCUUCGUGGUGGGUUUCUGGGUGCUGGACGUCGCCAACAACAUGCUCCAGGGGCCGUGCAGGGCCUUCCUGGCCGACCUCUCCGCCGGGGACCACAAGAGGAUCGCCUUCGCCAACAUCUUCUUCGCCUUCUUCAUGGCCGUCGGCAACGUGGCCGGGUACGGUUUGGGCACCGUCUCGGGCCUCCACCGCUUCCUGCCCUUCACGAAAACCGCGGCCUGCGAUGUCUACUGCGCCAACCUCAAGACCCUCUUCCUCGUGGACAUAGUGCUCCUGGCUGUGAUAAUCGCAUCUGCCCUCACCCUGGUGCGCGACGUGCCGCUGGUGUUAGAGAAGAAGAAGUCCGGCCUCGGUGCUUUCUUCUCGCAGUUCAAAGGGGAAUUCAAUCACCUCACCAGGCCCAUCUGGAUCCUGUACGGGGUCACGGCGCUCAACUGGAUCGGGUGGUUCCCCUUCGUCCAGUACAACACCGACUGGGUGGGGCUCGAGAUCUACGGUGGGAAGCCCCAGGGAACGGCGCAGGAGAAGAACUUGUAUGCAGCUGGUGUCCGGACCGGGUCCCUGGGCCUGCUCCUCCAAUCGGUGGUGCUAGCCGUGGCGGCCUUGCUCGGGGAGCAGAUGCACCAUCACAACGUGAUCAGCGAGAGGAAGUGGUGGGGGUUGGUGAAUCUGCUCCUCACAGUCUGCCUCGGGAUGACGAUUCCGGUGACACACGAGGCCAAGCGGUUCCAUCGCAGCUACGGACUGGUACCUCCCCCAAAGAAAAUUAAGGAUUAUACCCUCGCCAUCUUCUCCGUCAUGGGCAUUCCAUUAGCGGUUAACUAUAGCAUUCCGUUCGCUUUGGCAUCAAUGUACUCGAGCAGCUCUGGUGCAGGACAAGGGCUUUCCCUGGGUCUUCUCAACUUAACCAUCGUCAUCCCACAGAUGUUCGUGUCGUUGGUAAGCGGGAAGCUCGAUCAGAUGUUUGGAGGAGGGAACCUGCCGGCCUUUGUCAUGGGUGGGAUCGGGGCGCUUAUCAGUGCUUUGAUGGCUCUCUUCUUGCUUCCUAAACCACCCAAACAUGCUGCUCCGGCGGGGGUCAUGCUUGCAGGUGGACACUGACAACGUCUCUAAUUAAUAAUCCUUUAAUCGACAGACGGACGAUGGAAGAAGAAGAAUUUGGACUGAUGGAUCGAUGAUCAAUCUCCAAAACUUGAAAACAUCGUUCACUGGGUCAUUUAUUUUUUAUUCUUAUUUUAUAGAGGCCACUAUUACUGUAGUCCCCGAAUUUUUUCGAUGCCAUCACUUUAAUCCUCAAAUUAUAAUUUGCAUCGAUUUAGUCCACUAAU
Punica granatum (pomegranate) is the source of this 2115-nucleotide messenger RNA. NCBI's taxonomy places the organism in Eukaryota, Viridiplantae, Streptophyta, Magnoliopsida, Myrtales, Lythraceae. The record is from RefSeq and is a predicted model, not a curated record.